CUGUUUUUUCCCGCAAGAGGGCCAAGGCUGCUGCAUAGCCAGGAGAAGGAUAAAAGGGCUGGGAGGGCUGGGGCUGCUUCGAGGGGCGAGGACGGAGGAAGUGCCAAAAUUACAUUAUUUAGACUUCAUUUAAAGAGCCCAAUAACUUGUUCUGUGCAAACAGUGGCUUGAAAACUGCAGCCGGCAGAGCACUGGCCCCUCCCGCUCUGCAGCUUUCGGCGAGGACCAGGGAGUGUGGGGUCUCGCCGGGGCAGGGUGUGGAGCAGCUGGAGCAGAGGUCUCGGAGCACCAUGCACUGUGUAAAUCUCAAGCUGGUGGCCUUUGCCUGCGUGACGGUGGCUUUCUGGGCGGAGGGCGGCCAGCGGAGGGCGACAGGUGGCGGGAGCAGGCGGCGAUCCCACCGGGUCCAGCAGGGGCAGUGCAGUUACACCUUCGUCCUGCCCGAGGCCGAGCCGCAGCCCUGCCCGCCGACGAGGGCGACUCUCCGCGCCAACACGCUGCAGGGGGACUCGCCCGCCGCCACGCUGCAGACCCACAACUGGUCCGCACAGCGCGUGCAGCAGCUGGAGAGGGUCCUAGAGAACAACACCCAGUGGCUGCUGAAGCUGGAGAGCUACGUGCAGAUGAACGUGAAGUCGGAGAUGGUCCGGAUCCAGCAGAACGUCGCUCAGAACCAAACAGCCACCAUGCUGGAGAUUGGUACCAGCCUCUUGAACCAAACGGCGGAGCAGAGCAGGAAACUGACGGUUGUGGAAGCGCAGGUUCUGAACCAAACCGCACGCAUCGAGAUCCAACUGCUGGAGAAUUCCCUGUCCACCAACAAGCUGGAGAAGCAGCUGGUGCUGCAGACGACUGAAAUUCGCAAGCUGCAGAACAUGAACAAUGUCCUAGAGACGCGGGUGCUGGAGAUGGAGACCAAGCACCAGACAGAGCUGGAAGGGAUCCGCACAGAGAAGGAGAAGCUGCAGCGCUUAGUGAGCCGCCAGAGCCACACGAUUGAGGACCUGGAGAAGUCCCUCCACGCUGCCAACAGCAACACCAGCCUGCUCCAGCGGCAGCAGCUGCAGCUCCUCGAGUCAGUCCAGAGCCUGGUCCAGCUGGUCUCGCAGGGCAAAGCUCCCCUCGCGAAGGAAGAGCAGGUGUCCCAGGACUGUGCUCAGACCCGCCGAGCCGGGUUUAACGCCAGCGGGGUUUACACCCUCCACGUCACCAACAUGACGGAACCCAGGAAGGUGUUCUGUGAUAUGGAGACAGACAGAGGUGGGUGGACGGUGAUACAGCGCCGAGCCAAUGGCAGCGUGAAUUUCCAGAGGAAGUGGAAAGAAUACAAACAGGGCUUUGGAGACCCUGCCGGGGAGUACUGGCUGGGGAACGAAGCUGUGCAUCUCCUGACAAACCAGGCUUCCUACUCGCUGAGAGUGGAGCUCCUGGACUGGGAAGGAAACCAGGCCUACGCCCAUUAUGAGACGUUCCAGCUGGGCAGCGAGCGUCAUCUUUACAGGAUCUCCCUGAAGGGCUACAGCGGCACCGCUGGGCAGCAGAGCGGCCUGGUCCUCCAGGGAACCAACUUCAGCACCCGCGACUCGGAUAACGACAACUGCCUCUGCAAGUGCGCCCAGAUGCUGUCGGGAGGUUGGUGGUUUGAUGCCUGUGGUCUGUCGAACCUGAACGGCAUCUAUUAUCCCGCCAAGCACAAUGUCCGGAAGCUCAACGGGAUCAGGUGGCACUAUUUCCAGGGACCCAGCUACUCUCUAAAAGGCACACGCAUGAUGAUAAGACCUUCAGACUUCUAGCGCCCCAGAGCGUGGUGGGGCAGAGGGCAAGCCAGGCUCCAGGCCUCCGAACUGGCAGGCAACAGUCCAUCAUGGAACUGGUAGGACCAUUAGACCAGCCACAGAUGGCAAAGGAACAGGGACACAUCCUAGCAGGAGCAGGCUCUUGUAACCCAAUGCCUGGGGCUCCAGAGCAGGGGAAAGGAGGAAGACCUGGAGCUAAGCGGAGAGAUGACUCUGGGCCUGGCCUCUUGGGCCUCCAAGGAGGAGGAGAAGAAAGAACAAUCAGAAAAAAAAAUCUAAAAACUAAACUGUCCCAUUGGUGUGAAUUACAAGUAUUGGGCUUUU
Malaclemys terrapin pileata is the source of this 2120-nucleotide messenger RNA. RefSeq names its product angiopoietin 4 (gene ANGPT4). The record is from RefSeq and is a predicted model, not a curated record. The coding region runs from base 291 to 1793 and encodes 500 amino acids. Lineage: Eukaryota; Metazoa; Chordata; Testudines; Emydidae. Gene Ontology annotation, molecular function: receptor tyrosine kinase binding. Gene Ontology annotation, biological process: signal transduction. The transcript has 9 exons.